Mesocestoides corti is the source of this 558-nucleotide messenger RNA. The record is from the annotation of a GenBank genome assembly. NCBI's taxonomy places the organism in Eukaryota, Metazoa, Platyhelminthes, Cestoda, Cyclophyllidea, Mesocestoididae.
AUGGAUGAGGUGUGCUCAACGGACGAUGUGAUAAAUACUGUAAUGCUAGAACAUUUGGCAAAUAUCUCUGCAGUUAUCGAAAUUCUGCACCACCUUGAAAAUUCGCUUAGAUCAGGUCGAAUUGCCUUAGCUAAAACCCGUUGUAACUCCUCCAGUGGAUCGGCGAAAAUUUCUCAAAUUUCCUAUAACUCCGCCGAUAUGUCUAACCAUGGUGCAACGACUCGCGUUCACGUGAAUGGUUCUUGUAAUUUUGAUCUGAUUGACGAACUUACGCCCCUCGGGAACAGUGCCUGUGCUGGAGAUAGUGCUAAAUCAUCCACAGACCAGAAACCUUCAGACCCAAUCAACUGGUUCUGUGGUGUUCUAGUACCCCCACUGUUGCGGCAGGCUCAAACAUGUUUUCGUCGCAGCCUCGGUCUGGUAGUCGAAUUAGCUACUCGACGGGCUGCUCUGCUGGACUCUACGGAACGGCUAACAAAGCUAAUUGACAGGCGUAGGCGGAUGGUUGCGGAAACGCCGUUGAUCUCAUUGACUGACGAAUCCUUAGGAGUGUCUUGA